Didymella exigua CBS 183.55 is the source of this 327-nucleotide messenger RNA. RefSeq lists its product as uncharacterized. Lineage: Eukaryota; Fungi; Ascomycota; Dothideomycetes; Pleosporales; Didymellaceae. The record is from RefSeq and is a predicted model, not a curated record. The transcript has a single exon. The annotation marks the transcript as partial.
AUCUCCACCUCAAGACCCACAAGCAUAGGAUACAUGCCACUGUCGCCCUACAUCGACGAUGACACGACAUUCGCGAACAACCUCCUCUGUCCGCGGUAUGCUGAUCAAGACCCAACCUCGGCUCCACCUUCUCCAGCAUCAAUCCAGUCCUUCGACAUCCUGGACUCGAUAGCAUGGCGAAGAAGCUACAUAUCACUAGAAUCAGAAACACAUCGUGAUUGCCGUAAACGCUGGCGCAAGUACAGAGCACAAAUAAUCGCAAUCAUGCUCCUGCUCAUUUUUUCCACAAUCGCACUUACCCAAGGAAUUUCACUGGCAGUCCAACAC